AUGAUUUUUGGUCCCUAUCAGGCUAUCCAUACGUUUCUCUCCGUUUUCGGAGUAGGAAUCAACAUUUUCCUGCUAUUUUUGGCGGUUACAAAAUCGCCAAAAAUUAUGAGACCUUGCUCAGCGUUAAUUACAAAUAAAUCACUGACGGAUAUCAUGAGCUCAUUGGCCAAUUUGUUUGUCAUGCAGAGAAUUCUCACGGACGGCUCCUCAAUCUCCAUCAUCCCCACUGGACCAUGCACCUUGAUUGGUCCAACCGCCUGUUAUGCCGGUCACAUGUUCAUGGGCUCUUUUUUGGAGCACAAUUUAAUUUGGCUCAUUGCCUGUUACCUAUUCCGUUACUACAUUCUUUAUGUCCGUGAUCCAUCCAUCAAAAGUAUCAUUUUUGCGGCUUUCCUAGUUUAUACUCCGAGUUUCAUACAUAUGGCCGUUUGGAUCAAAGUUUUUGAUAUGGAGCAAAAGGAUUUUCCGAAUUUGUCGAAUUCCAAUUCUUCUGAUAUGGUCCUGACUGGAAAUACAGUAUACUGGAGCUCAAUUGUGGUCUAUGUGCAGUUGGUGAUCACAGCUGUGCUUGUGGUUAUAGCUUACACUUGGAUUCGAAACGUGCUCAUUAAUUUUAUUUUGAGCAUGGGAGCAACUUUGUCAAAGGAUGUUAAGAUUAUUAAUAAGCAGUUGGUUAAGAUCCUAACAUUCCAAGUGUGCAUUCCCAUCUGGAUUUUCCUUGGCGUCUUCUUCUUCCUCGCCAUGUACACUCAAAUUGCUCAUCCCGAAAUUCUACAGUACUCCAUUACGAUUUCCUUCAUGCUAGCCCCUGUAAUCUCUCCGUUCGCCUAUAUUUUCUUCGUCCCACAUUAUUGGAACUUCUGUAUUGGGAAGAAGUAUGUGACACCGAUGACGACGUCGAUUUGUGCAAGUUCUACGUCCACUUGCGGAAGUUCGGAGAAGAAAGAAGGAGUGGAAAAUUGA
Caenorhabditis briggsae is the source of this 963-nucleotide messenger RNA. RefSeq names its product Protein CBR-SRD-23 (gene Cbr-srd-23). Bases 1 to 963 code for a protein of 320 amino acids. The transcript has 3 exons. NCBI's taxonomy places the organism in Eukaryota, Metazoa, Nematoda, Chromadorea, Rhabditida, Rhabditidae. The record is from RefSeq and is a predicted model, not a curated record.